AUGGCUUCUAGGAAAGGGGCUAUCUUGAAGGUUAUUGUCCUUGGCGAUAGCGGUGUUGGAAAGACGAGUCUGCUGAAUCAAUAUGUCAACAAGAAAUUCAGCGCCAGUUACAAGGCUACCAUCGGUGCCGACUUCUUAAUUCAGAAGGUCCUCAUCGACGACCAACAAGUCACAGUGCAGCUCUGGGAUACAGCCGGUCAGGAGCGCUUUCAAUCUUUAGGUGUUGCGUUCUACCGAGGUGCCGACUGCUGCGUGCUGGUUUUUGAUGUCAACAACUCCAAGAGUUUCGAUUCGCUAGAUUCCUGGAGAGAUGAGUUCUUAAUCCAAGCUUCUCCGAGGGAUCCCGAAAACUUCCCUUUCGUCGUCCUUGGAAACAAGAUCGAUGUCGAUGAGAGCAAGCGAGUAGUCUCGAGUAAGAGGGCAGCUACUUUCUGCCAGUCUAAGGGCGAUAUCCCCUACUUUGAGACUAGUGCGAAGGAGGCGGUCAACGUUGAGCAAGCAUUUGAUGUCAUUGCACGGCAUGCCCUGGCACAAGAGGAGUCCGAAGAGUUCAGUGGCGACUUCCAAGACCCUAUCAACAUCCACAUCGAGAACGACCGCGAUGGAUGCGCAUGUUAA
Messenger RNA from Daldinia loculata, 618 nucleotides. RefSeq lists its product as uncharacterized. The transcript has 7 exons. Gene Ontology annotation, biological process: regulation of vacuole fusion, non-autophagic. Lineage: Eukaryota; Fungi; Ascomycota; Sordariomycetes; Xylariales; Hypoxylaceae. The record is from RefSeq and is a predicted model, not a curated record. Gene Ontology annotation, molecular function: GTP binding; GTPase activity. Gene Ontology annotation, cellular component: vacuole; late endosome; fungal-type vacuole membrane. Bases 1 to 618 code for a protein of 205 amino acids.